AUGUAAACUGCACCUCCCUUCUCAAAUAAUCACACCAACCCUCUCUUGAUGAAGGAUGACGUUGGAAAAUCAAAGCCCUCCACCUACAACCUUCCUAAUCAAGACUUUAUUUAUGGAUAACCACUCUCAAGAGACAAAGAAGGAGCCAAAGAAGUUACUAUGACCUGGAAAUUUCAUCAAGAAUCUCAAGAUCAUCUACCAAAUCGAGACUUUGCUGAACUCAAUAAACAAUCCAUACACAAUGGCUCAUUCAAAGCACAUGACAUGUACAAAUUCAGACAGACUCAUGAUGCCAGACUUAAAGUUAAGAAGGGCACAAAUAUUCAGGCCAUUGAAUUACCAGAAGAGGAAUUUCGCUAUGGUCGUAAAAACAGACCAUCAACACCUAUGAAAUUAGUCAUGGGCAACUCUUAUUGUAUUGAGGCUGAAUCAACCAUUCUGGAUAAAUAUCAAUAGAGAGCAGGAUCUCAAGAUUCCAAAAUGACUUCUUCCAUGGUCAAAGGCAACAAGGCCUCCUAAUUAUUUCACGAUACCAACCACAAAAAAUUGGCUGCGAUUUAAGGAGUAGAAAAGAAGGAACCCUUUAAAAUGGAGAAAUUUAAAUCUGUCACCUCUAAAAUCAACACAAAUUUAUCAACUAAAAAAUGA
This is a messenger RNA of Paramecium tetraurelia, 648 nucleotides long. RefSeq lists its product as uncharacterized. The record is from RefSeq and is a predicted model, not a curated record. The transcript has 5 exons. Lineage: Eukaryota; Ciliophora; Oligohymenophorea; Peniculida; Parameciidae.